Molecule: messenger RNA, 1008 nt
Organism: Vespula pensylvanica (western yellowjacket)
Lineage: Eukaryota; Metazoa; Arthropoda; Insecta; Hymenoptera; Vespidae
Product: tRNA pseudouridine synthase-like 1
Exons: 6
Coding region: 106-1005 (299 amino acids)
Biological process (GO): tRNA pseudouridine synthesis
Molecular function (GO): RNA binding; pseudouridine synthase activity
Source: RefSeq, a predicted model, not a curated record
UCAGCCUUAACCUAUCAGUAUGCGCUAGUCAAUUACGUAGUAUGAGGGUUUAAAGAUACUUUUGAGUAGUAAAAAAAAAUUAAGGAUAGUCAUAAGCAAUAAAAAAUGGGAAAAUAUUUUUUAAAAUUUUCCUUUAUUGGAACAUUAUAUAGAGGAUUGCAGAAACAUUCAAAUAGAAAUAUUCUUGAUAGUGAUUCUGUCCAAGGUGCUAUAGAAACAGGUUUGCUAACUUUGUAUCCAAAACCUGUAUCAAAGGCAAGAUUGUAUUUAACUAGCAGAACUGAUUCAGGUGUACAUGUAUUAUAUACAAUAGCUCAUAUAAUACUGGAAAAUAAAUAUAAUACUUUAUAUGAUUCAGAAGUGAUAAUAAAACAACUUAAUCGUUUUUUUACAAAAACUUCACAUUUUAUUAGGAUAUUAGAAUGUAUUCCAGUUGUAGACGAAUUCUCUAGCAAGGAAAUAGUUAAUUCAAAAACAUAUAUAUAUAGAUUUAUGAUAGCUAAAAAAUAUGAUGAACAAAGGGUACCUAUACUAGAAACAUGUCAUACUUACCACUUAAGAUCUAAGACUUUUGAUAUAGAAAGAAUAAAACAAGGUACACAACUUUUCAUGGGUCUUAAAGAUUUUAGAACAUUUGCAGGAAAUUCAAAAAAACUUACAGACCUUAAAUACGUACGCAAUUUAAAUACCUUAAGUAUAGAAGAAGCACAACCUUUGAUGCCUUUUGACGAAUUAUCUACAAAUUUUGAUUACUGGCAUAUUGUAGUUAGUUCUAAAGGUUUCUUAUAUAAUCAGGUUAGACGAAUAGCAACAGCAUUGCUUGGAUUAGGAACUGGAAAAAUAAAUGAAAAAGAUAUAAAUAUAAUGUUACAAGUUCCAUCAAAUCAAAAUUGGAAUCAACAUUUGCAAGUCCUACCAGCACAUGGAUUACAUCUUGUAAAAGUAGAUUAUGAUCUUGAUAAAUUAGAACAAUUUAUGAUAGAGAAUAAAUCUAAUAAUUAUUGAUAA